CAGAGAUGGCUACACGUAUAGUGGACAUGCUUGCGUGCUGACAUUGCUUCUAGACAGAAUGGACAAUGACCUGUGUCUGACAGUGCCACUUGUUGUUGGGGCUGUGAAGUCCAUCCGGCCAGAGGUCAUCCCAACUCUGGUAAUAUUUCUUAUUUAUAUGUUUACGACAAUUAAAUAUUAUGGUUGCAACAUUUUUGAAUAUUCUUACACGGAAUUAAUAUCAACUGAAUUUAUUUAAAUCUUUCUGCAAUUUACCUUAGUUAAUUACAUAAUGGCUGCAACUAUUUGCACCCGGGUACCAGAAGUGAGAGGUUGGGAUUAAAUUAUUAUUUAAAAUAUUACUGUUGGGUUUGUAAGACAAAAUGAGGUAUCAAAUGAAAGAUAAUUGAAAGGACGAUAUGUUUGUAAACUUAAUUCUUUAUUUUAACUAAAAUAAACUACCUCAAAUGACAUGCGAAUGUGAUUUAGUCUAAAGGACCCGGGUAAGCAUAGCCGCCAUCGGACCCGGGUCCCUUUAGACUAAAUCCAAUUCGGAUAUUCUUUGUUGUUCUUUAUUUUAGUUAAACGGAAGAAGUAAGAUUACAAACAUAUACACCAUUAAAUUAUCUUGCAUUUGAUACCUCAUUUUGCCUUACAGACACAACAAGAAUAUUUUUAAAAAAAAAUUUAAUCCCAACCUCUCAUUUCUGAUACCCGGGUGCGAAUAGCAACUUCGUUACAUACUAUUAAUACAGAAUAAAAAUAAUACAAUGAAUCCUAAAUUUGUUAAGAUAUCUAAAUAUGAUCGUUUGCAUAAAUGUUUCUCUCUUACAAACGCAGGAACAAUACAGAUCGCUGUAUCUAGUGCUACAAGCUUACAAUGAAAGGAAAACUAAAAUGAAGAACAAUACUGCAAACAUCAGUUGA
Molecule: messenger RNA, 906 nt
Organism: Lymnaea stagnalis (great pond snail)
Lineage: Eukaryota; Metazoa; Mollusca; Gastropoda; Lymnaeidae
Source: the annotation of a GenBank genome assembly